AUGCUUUCUCGCUCCAUCGUUACAGCUCCCCCACGAGAGGAGCAUUUCGAUGUGCCAUGUCGAUCAAACGGUUCUAUCAGACUUGACGUCUACCACGGUCUCGAUGCAUCAUCUCCUAUUCUCAUCUAUCUGCCCCCAGGGCCUGUAGUCCCUCAAAACUCUGGGGCGGAAGAAGGCGUCAUCACCGCCUUACGUGCAUCAAGCGCGGCGACUAUCGUCCGCAUCAACUACCGUGCAUCCUCACAGCAUCAGUUCCCAACACCAUAUCACGAUGUACUCUACGGGUACGACUGGAUCCAAGACAACUUGCUUCUUGAUGGAUCCCAUCAGCCCUAUGCCGCACGCCUCGGAAUCUGUGGCGAGCUGAUGGGAGGCUCCAUCGCCACUAUGCUAGCUUUGACAGAAUGUCGAGUGGGUGAGAGCCGCAUCACUGCCGCUGCCGUGAACAAUCCAAUUGUGGAUUGGGUCUUUCCUGACGAUCUGCCUCACGUCAGCCCAUCAGACUUGCCAGAGCCAUCCUCCACCGAGGAAACUGCGUUCCCUGCUGAUGAGGACAUGAUGGCCUCAUUCAAGGCACUCAAAGUGGGAGAGCUGCCGAAGGCCAAGGCAACGCGAAAGCGGAAGCCGAAAGCCAUGCCUAUGACUUCAUGGCACGCUUGGGCAGAGAACUCUCUCAUGCCUACUCUGCCUCUCUCUGCGAUGCGCGAUGUACUUUUUCGACGACAAGACGGCAUGUUCGAUCGGUUCGCCUCGCCAAUCCACUUCUUCCGCUCACCGCAUGCACAGCUCAUUCUGCCGCAGUCUGUGGACCCAGCCCUUGAGCAGCCCGACUACGCCCUCGACGUUGAGACUCAGAUGAGUCUGAGUCACUACAAUUCUUUCAAUGGCAAAGCCCCAGAGCUGCUGGGAACGCCUGAGUUGACGAGGUGUCGAUCGUAUGCACGUGUCUACCCGCAAGCAGGCACUGGGAAGAUCAGUUUGCCAGCCUGGAACAUCACCACCGGUGCACAAAGUCCGCUUCACGAUCAAGCAGCGGAACUGUCGAAGGUGCUCAGACGGAGCAUUGCUCGCCACACUAUGAAGUCACAGACUGGUCGCAUACGAGCGCACGACCCCGCCGAGAAGCAGUAUUACGAGGGGUAUGCAGAGGAAAGAGUGCUCUUCGAUUCGUACACUGACACAGGGCUAUGGACGCAACAACUGCGCAAUGCCAAAGAGUCAACACACAUCGACCGUGUUGGAAGCUGGAUGAAGCAAUGUCUAUCUCCAGAAUCUUCAUAA
Molecule: messenger RNA, 1281 nt
Organism: Macroventuria anomochaeta
Lineage: Eukaryota; Fungi; Ascomycota; Dothideomycetes; Pleosporales; Didymellaceae
Exons: 2
Coding region: 1-1281 (426 amino acids)
Molecular function (GO): hydrolase activity
Source: RefSeq, a predicted model, not a curated record